Prunus armeniaca (apricot) is the source of this 1308-nucleotide messenger RNA. The record is from the annotation of a GenBank genome assembly. Lineage: Eukaryota; Viridiplantae; Streptophyta; Magnoliopsida; Rosales; Rosaceae.
AUGGCCAGCGCCAGAGACAGAGACGACUCACUCACAUUCACAAACCCAUCAACGUCUUCCUCGCCAAUCAUCAUCUCUGACCCAUUUGACAGCUUUCUCUCCGACCCAAAUUCCCACAUCGGCAGCGCCUCUGGGAGCUUCCAGAACGAGGGUUUACUUGCUGAUACUAGCAGCGAUGCCGAGUUUGGGUUCUCACGCCCUGAGUUUCGGACGAGCCAACUCGCCGGGACUGUCGAGUUUUACCAGCGCCACGUGUUUUUGUGCUACAAGAACCCCCAGGUUUGGCCGCCCAGAAUUGAGGCCGCCGAGUUUGAUCGAUUGCCAAGGUUGCUCUAUGCCGCGGUAAUGGCUAGGAGGGGUGAUAUGAAGAAAGAGACUCGCUUAACAAUAUGUGAAGGGCACGAUGGAACUGAGACAUCCAAUGGUGAUGUAUUAAUUUUCCCUGACAUGAUCCGAUACAGGAGAUUGACGCAUUUUGAUGUUGAUACAUUUGUUGAAGAAGUUCUAGUGAAGGAUGGUGAAUGGCUGCCUGGUACUCCUGAAACUUUGAAGGGUUCAUAUGUUUUUGUAUGUUCUCAUGGGUCUCGGGAUCGCCGUUGUGGAGUCUGUGGACCUCCCCUGAUCACUAGAUUUAGAGAAGAGAUUGAAUUACAUGGUCUUCAAGGUAAAGUGUCUGUUAGCCCAUGUUCACACAUUGGGGAGCAUAAGUAUGCAGGAAAUGUUAUUAUAUUUGGACCAAAUUUCAACAGAAAAGUCACUGGCCACUGGUAUGGAUAUGUUGCUCCAGAAGAUGUACCUGUAUUGCUCGAGCAGCAUAUCGGGAAAGGAGAAAUUUUGGACUGGCUAUGGAGGGGUCAGAUGGGUUUAUCAGAAGAACAGCAGAAGAAAUCUCAAGAACUAAGGCUCCAGCUUAAUGGCGAGACAAAUGUGGGAAAAAGCGCUACAGAGUUGACACAACCAAAGGAAAGGGAAAUGAAUACUAGUGUAUGUAGAUCUCAAGUUGAGAUUGGCGGAUGUUGCCAGGAAAAUAGAAACUCUCCUUGCUGUCAGAAUGCUGUGUUCAUAGAAAAGUUAAACAGUCCUGAUUUGAAUGAGAUGGCAGCAAAGGAGACGACUGACAAGAAAAAAAGCAGCAGGAAGCUACUUUCAGGGAUCAAUAGCGGAAAAGGGGCCUCCACGCACAAGGUUUGUGCUAUGCCGACUUGGUUUCAGAGCUGGGAACGUGAAGAUACGUAUGCAGCUUUUGCUGUUGUUUGUGCUGCUGUGUCAGUUGGCAUUGCUUACAGCUGCUACAAACAGUUGAGAUGA